GGCGCUGAACAAACUUCCGCCCUCAACACGCCCUCGACAGUGUCGCAGCGGCGGGGAAAGUACAAAUGAGCCUGCUGAAACAAAGCUGAGCAAAACUUUCAUGAGCUUUUACAUGAGCAUUCUUCUCAUUUCUUACGGAGGGACUUGCCUUUCACCGUCGACAUGAUGGAAGAACUGUUGGUGUUAAACGAGGCUAAAAUCAACUCGAACCUCACAAAGUCACUGCUGGCAGUGGCUUUUCUGGCCUCGGUCGGCAGCUCUCUGCUCUAUGGGUUCAAUCUUGCUGUGGUCAACUCACCUGCGCUGUACAUCAAAGACUUCUACAAUGAGACACUUCAAGAACAGUACGGCUGGAUUCCAAAUGAGAGGCACCUCACGGUCUUGUAUUCUCUCACUGUGUCCAUCUUUGCUAUUGGUGGAAUGACUGGAGCACUGUUAGUCGGAAAACUUGUGACCAAGUAUGGGAGGAAGGGGACGUUGGUGAGGUCAACUGUGCUUGUGUUUGUUGGAGGAGGUCUUAUGGGCCUCAGCAGGUCAUGCAGGGAGCCUUCCAUGGUCAUCAUUGGGCGCUUCAUUGUUGGAGUACACUCUGGUAUCUCACUCAGUGUGGUGCCAAUGUACCUUGGUGAGAUUGCCCCCAAGAAUCUGCGAGGCUUCUUGGGUCUCAUUCCAAGCAUCCAUAUUUGUCUCGGGGUUUUCAUUGCUCAGGUCCUGGGGCUCCAAGAGCUGAUGGGAAAGGAAGCGCACUGGCCUCUACUCAUGUCCCUGAUAGUGUUUCCAACCUUGGUCCAACUGAUGCUGUUGCCAUGGUUUCCAGAGAGCCCACGGUACCUGUUGAUAGAAAAGGGAAAUGUUCAUGCCACCAUUGCAGCUCUAAAGUGGUUCCGUGCUAAAGGCAACAUCCAGUUGGAGGUGGAGGAGAUGCAGGAGGAACAACGCUCGUUGUCCUCCAUCCAGACUGUUUCUGUAUGGGGACUCCUUACGGACGUGUGCGUUCGCUGGCAAGUCAUCACCAUUGUCGUGGCCAACAUCGGCAUGCAGCUGUCUGGCAUUGACGCGAUUUGGUUCUACACAAAUGAUAUAUUUAAGAAUGCUGGAAUUCCUGAGCCCCGUAUCCAGUAUACCACAGUGGGAACUGGAGCCAUUGAGGUCAUCUCUGGAAUGCUGGGUUGUUUUACAAUUGAGCGUGUAGGUCGGAGACCUCUGAUGAUUGGUGGUUACAUCUUCAUGAGCGUUUGCUGUGCUGGGAUCACUGUGUCAGUCCUCUACCAGGAGCAGCUGUCAUUCAUGCGGUACAUCAGCGUGGGCUGCGUGGUUGGGAUUAUUGCUGGCUUCUGCAUCGGUCCAGCCGGCGUGCCCUUCCUGAUCACUGCAGAGCUGUUCAAACAGUCGCACCGACCAGCAGCCUACACCAUGGGAGGUUGCCUCAACUGGUUAUCCAACUUCACCAUUGGCUUUGUCUUUCCCUUCCUUGAGCUGGCAACUGGGCCUUACUGUUACCUCAUCUUCUGUGCAAUCUGCUUGGGAGUGGCUGCCUACACCUUCUUCAUCAUUCCUGAGACUAGAAACAAAACCUUUAUGGAAAUCAGUCAGAUGUUUGCCUGCAAGAACAACAUCCUUGAAGAGGAGCUGACAUCCAACGGGAAUCUGAAAAUGUCUCACAUGAACGGCUACGGGACGCUGGGCCAUCAGGAUGUGAAGUAAGAGGUGGGCCUACUCACUUUGGUCGGAUGUAACGAUGGCAGAGGGCUCAACUCGUGCGACUCCCCUUAACGGCCAACGUUUCAAGAGAAUCUUCUUUCCAGCGUCUGACUUCAAGGUCAUGUGAAUCACGUGAAUGCGUCUUGAAUCAAGCGUCCAAGCAUUUUAAUCGCCAUUGGUUCAGGAAAUUUGUUCCCCAGCCCUGAACACAUCCCAUGACCGUUCAUCAACCUUCAUAUCACAUGUGCAGAACUCCUCAAACGGAAAAUGUCCACUCUAGUGUCAUUGUAUUUUGAGUGCCUCGACAAAAAGAAAUUAAUUUUUUGCCCUUCUUUGCUCACACUCCAAAUGUGAUGUUUGUCUCUUUUUAUUAAAGAGAGACGGAUAUUGUGGCUACUGUAGUAGUCAUUUUAUGCCUUAUUUAUCAACAUGCCCGUCGGCAUACGGCAUGUUUUAGAAUACUUCUUUGUGUAAAAGAAUGUGUAGUCAGAGACGAGAAGAAGUAUUCAAUAAAAUUAAGAAUUUAUAA
Messenger RNA from Hippocampus zosterae (dwarf seahorse), 2230 nucleotides. RefSeq names its product solute carrier family 2 member 15b (gene slc2a15b). Gene Ontology annotation, cellular component: membrane. Bases 163 to 1704 code for a protein of 513 amino acids. Gene Ontology annotation, molecular function: hexose transmembrane transporter activity. The record is from RefSeq and is a predicted model, not a curated record. The transcript is spliced from 12 exons. Lineage: Eukaryota; Metazoa; Chordata; Actinopteri; Syngnathiformes; Syngnathidae. Gene Ontology annotation, biological process: monosaccharide transmembrane transport.